AUGAUGCAUUCAUUAGUGUUAGUUGGGUUGCUCUCAUUUUUAUCUGGCAUACUUGCCAAUACUGUUCAACAAUUCCCAAUUAUCAACGAAGUGAUUGGCGGCAUUCCUCUGGCCAACCAUAGCUCAUCUAAGAGCAAAAUUCGACUUGAAGCCAACGGUGCCAUAAAAGACGCUAUCGCACCCGGUACUCUGCGUUAUAUCGAGAACUCUGGAAUUUGUGAAACAACCAAAGGAGUUUACCAGGCUUCCGGCUACGCCGACUUGACCGCUCGGCAGAGCAUGUGGUUUUGGUUCUUCGCUGCGCGCAAGAAUCCUGAUACAGCCCCUCUCGCGCUCUGGUUAAACGGUGGACCCGGAAGCUCGAGUAUGAUUGGGCUGUUCCAGGAGAAUGGACCUUGUCGUAUGAACGAGGACGAGUUGACAGUUAGUCAUAACCCAUACUCAUGGAAUGAGUACGCAAAUAUGCUAUACAUCGACCAGCCUAUCGGUGCAGGAUACUCUUAUGGCCAAGAAAUAGUUGAGUCCUCAAAGGAAGCCGCUGUUGCACUAUGGAAUAUGCUUCAAAUCUUCUUCUCUGACCCAAAGUUCAGCGGGUACGCAUCUCGCGAUUUUGCUAUUUGGACCGAAUCCUACGGAGGACACUAUGGACCCGCUGUCUCGGCAUAUUUCUUAUCACAAAACGAUGCUAUCGACGUAGGAACAGUCACCGGGAUUAAAAUUAAUCUGAAGGUUCUCAGCAUCGGGAAUGGGAUGACCGACCCAUACGCACAGUACCCUGAGUUCAUAACGUAUGCAUUGUCGAACCCAUACCAACGACCUCUCGUGAGCGACUCGACAAUUACAAAGGCCAAUAACUCGCUGUAUGCGAGUCCCGAUGGGUGUUUAGCCCGGAUCCAAAGAUGCAAUAAUCAAGGGAGUAACACCGACUGCAGCUUGGCGCAAGCUAUCUGCAACGGACAGGUUCUGGACGUCUUGUCAGGCGAUUAUGAUGUCUAUGAUGUUCGGGUGAAGAAUCCGAAUCCAUACCCAUAUAACCCAACUGCACUCCUUCAAAACACAACCUUUAUGGCUCAAAUAGGAGCCCUGAGCACUUGGCAAGCAGUUAGCUAUGACGUGUAUUACAACUUUGCCGGAAAUGGAGACUGGAUGCGGAGUUCAAGUCCAGACCUGGAAAAGGUCAUAAAUGCAGGGGUUCGUACUUUGGUCUUGGCCGGAGAUGCGGAUUAUAUUUGCAAUUACAUGGGGGUUGAAGCCACAGUGGAUAGAUUACAGACCAAAUUUACUUCAGAGUUUCAACAACAAGGCUGGAGCAAUUGGACGGUUUCCGGAUAUCCAGCUGGAGUGUACAAGAACGCCGGAACUUUUUCUUAUCUUCGAGUAUACGAUGCUGGACACGAGGUUCCAGCAUACGGAACAGAUAAACUGGAAGUCGGGCAGGCAGCCUUGGAAUACUUUGUUCAAGUUAUGCAGGGAAAGUCUAUUUCGUCCACCUGA
Messenger RNA from Rhizoctonia solani, 1494 nucleotides. Its product is annotated as Serine carboxypeptidase. The record is from RefSeq and is a predicted model, not a curated record. Lineage: Eukaryota; Fungi; Basidiomycota; Agaricomycetes; Cantharellales; Ceratobasidiaceae. Gene Ontology annotation, molecular function: serine-type carboxypeptidase activity. Gene Ontology annotation, cellular component: fungal-type vacuole. The transcript is spliced from 11 exons. Gene Ontology annotation, biological process: proteolysis. Bases 1 to 1494 code for a protein of 497 amino acids.